GUCUGUUGGGAGCUUGGAUUAGACAAGAGUCUCAGAGAUGGCAAAGUCAACAUACGAGGAGAUGCGGCGGAAGAGAUUGGAAGAGAAUAAGAAAAGGAUGGAAGACCUCAACCUCACUAAACUCGCUCAGACCCUCAAGAACGCCAGUCCCAAGCCCUCCCCUAUGAAGAAGCCUGGAACGCCAAGGAUGGUUCGCCUUCCAGUUGAUUUGGCUUUCGUUAGAAGGUCCGGCCGUGUCGCAAAUAAGCCUGCGCCAGUCUACAAGGAAGUAACUAAUGAUUUUUUUGAGAGGCCGGCUAGAAGAAUCUUCAACUACAAGCGCAGGGAUUUGGCGAACCGAGUAUAUGCUUCAGAUGAGGCUAGGGAAUAUGCCGCACAGAAAGCUGAAGAAUUGCAGUCAAGUCUAGACCCUAAUAUUCCAAGCUUUGUCAAGCCAAUGCUCCAGUCACAUGUGACUGGUGGGUUUUGGCUGGGUCUUUCAACCCAUUUCUGCAGAUCUUAUCUUCCAAAACAUAAGGAAAAUCUCAUUUUGGAAGAUGAAAAUGGAGAGGAAUGUGAAACAUUAUUUCUUGCCCAAAAGACUGGGCUAAGUGCGGGAUGGAGAGGGUUUGCUAUAGCACAUGAUUUAGUUGAUGGAGAUGCUCUAGUUUUUCAGCUAGUCAAGCCUACAAAGUUUAAGGUAUACAUUAUAAGGGUUUAUGGUUCAGACAAAGUUGAUCAGAGUCCAAAUUCUACAAAUUAGAUAGUUCUGCAAAUCAAAGUUGAUGUAGGUAACUUUCUUGUCUGCUUUUGCAUCCUCUACAAAUCACUUGAUAAUGUAGCA
This is a messenger RNA of Telopea speciosissima, 823 nucleotides long. Its product is annotated as B3 domain-containing protein At3g19184. The coding region runs from base 38 to 742 and encodes 234 amino acids. The transcript is spliced from 6 exons. The record is from RefSeq and is a predicted model, not a curated record. NCBI's taxonomy places the organism in Eukaryota, Viridiplantae, Streptophyta, Magnoliopsida, Proteales, Proteaceae. Gene Ontology annotation, molecular function: DNA binding.